GUUUCGUCAGAAGGUGGAAAUCUCUCUGAGAAGCUGCCAUCUCCCCGCCACCCGCUCGCCUCCCCUACUCUCUUUCCUUCCUUCUUCCUCCCUGGCUCCUCUCCGCUCCCUCCCUCCCCCAGUACCUGCCACUUUACUCUGAGUUCACUGAGGACCAGGCUGCUCCCCGCAACGUUUUCUCCUUUCCCCAGCCCCCAUCACCAAGAAUGGAGUCAGGGUUUCCGGAGAGACCAAACUCUCCUCCCAGCAUCUUUUCCAUCCGCUGCUUUUAAACUGGUUCGGAGGACGAGAGGGAGGGGAGAGGGAAGCCCGAGCCCCCCUGCACCACUCCACACCGACCACCUCCACUCCAAAGCCGGAUUUUGCAUUUUGCAUCCUGGGGGCGGGGCAGACCGGUCCUGGGCCGAAUUCUCUUUCUACUCCUCGAGGUUGGCACACCCAGAAUGAAGAAGAUGAGCAACAUUUACGAGUCGGCGGCCAACACGCUGGGGAUCUUUAACAGCCCCUGCCUGACCAAAGUGGAGCUGCGUGUGGCCUGCAAAGGCAUUUCCGACAGAGACGCCCUCUCCAAACCAGACCCCUGCGUCAUCCUCAAGAUGCAGUCGCACGGGCAGUGGUUCGAGGUUGACAGAACAGAGGUGAUUCGCACCUGCAUAAACCCAGUGUAUUCAAAACUGUUUACUGUGGACUUUUACUUUGAAGAGGUGCAGCGCCUGCGGUUUGAGGUCCAUGACAUCAGCAGCAACCACAAUGGGCUGAAAGAGGCCGACUUUCUUGGUGGCAUGGAGUGCACACUUGGCCAGAUUGUUUCCCAGAGGAAGCUGUCCAAAUCCUUGCUGAAGCACGGGAACACGGCAGGGAAGUCCUCCAUCACGGUGAUUGCUGAAGAAUUAUCCGGCAAUGAUGACUAUGUUGAACUUGCAUUCAACGCGCGGAAAUUGGAUGACAAGGAUUUCUUCAGUAAAUCUGACCCAUUUCUGGAAAUUUUUCGUAUGAAUGAUGAUGCAACUCAGCAGCUUGUACACCGAACUGAGGUUGUGAUGAAUAACUUAAGCCCAGCCUGGAAAUCAUUCAAAGUAUCAGUAAAUUCCCUAUGCAGUGGAGAUCCAGACCGCCGGCUAAAGUGCAUAGUAUGGGACUGGGACUCCAACGGGAAACAUGACUUCAUUGGAGAAUUCACCUCGACAUUCAAGGAGAUGAAAGGAGCAAUGGAAGGGAAGCAGGUGCAGUGGGAGUGCAUCAACCCCAAGUACAAAGCCAAGAAGAAGAAUUAUAAGAACUCAGGCAUUGUGAUUUUGAAUCAAUGCAAGAUCCACAAGAUGCAUUCUUUCUUGGACUACAUCAUGGGUGGCUGCCAAAUCCAGUUUACAGUCGCUAUAGACUUCACAGCCUCCAACGGCGACCCCAGGAACAGCUGUUCCCUGCACUACAUCCACCCUUACCAGCCCAACGAGUACCUGAAGGCCUUGGUGGCUGUCGGGGAGAUUUGCCAAGACUAUGACAGUGACAAAAUGUUCCCAGCCUUUGGAUUUGGUGCCAGGAUACCCCCAGAGUACACGGUCUCUCAUGACUUCGCAAUCAACUUUAAUGAAGACAACCCAGAAUGUGCAGGAAUUCAAGGAGUUGUGGAAGCCUAUCAGAGCUGCCUUCCGAAGCUCCAACUCUAUGGUCCCACCAACAUCGCCCCCAUCAUUCAGAAGGUCGCCAAGUCAGCAUCAGAAGAGACGAACACCAAGGAGGCAUCGCAAUACUUCAUCCUGCUGAUUCUGACCGACGGCGUCAUCACAGACAUGGCGGACACCCGGGAGGCCAUCGUCCACGCCUCCCACCUCCCCAUGUCGGUCAUCAUCGUGGGAGUGGGCAACGCUGACUUCAGUGACAUGCAGAUGCUGGACGGCGACGACGGGAUCCUGAGGUCACCCAAGGGAGAGCCUGUCCUUCGAGACAUCGUUCAGUUCGUGCCCUUCAGGAACUUCAAACACGCAUCUCCGGCUGCCCUGGCAAAGAGCGUGUUGGCUGAAGUCCCAAACCAAGUCGUGGACUAUUACAACGGCAAAGGGAUUAAGCCAAAAUGUUCAUCAGAAAUGUAUGAGUCUUCCAGGACACUAGCACCAUGAACUCCACGCACUUUUACAGAGUUCCGAAAUACUACUCCUGCUACUAUUUACUACUUCUACUGCUCCUGUACUUUAAAAAGCCACACAUUUAAAAAACUAGCACGUUUUGGUGAUUUUUAACUAACUGGCCAUUUUUUUUUUCUUUUUUGCAUGUGUAGCCCUAAGGCCUGGAUCUGGUAAGCCCUCGUAUUGUUAAAGACUUUUUACAAAGACACACAGAUAAUUCCAACUUACUCUUUACAUUACAGCAUGUCGACUUGAAAUAAAAUGGUAUCUGUAUCUGUUUUUUAUACAGGUUUGUUGAAA
Myotis daubentonii (Daubenton's bat) is the source of this 2423-nucleotide messenger RNA. RefSeq names its product copine 4 (gene CPNE4). Gene Ontology annotation, cellular component: plasma membrane. Lineage: Eukaryota; Metazoa; Chordata; Mammalia; Chiroptera; Vespertilionidae. Gene Ontology annotation, biological process: cellular response to calcium ion. The record is from RefSeq and is a predicted model, not a curated record. Gene Ontology annotation, molecular function: calcium-dependent phospholipid binding.